AUGUUUGGCAAUACAGGUGUGCAGCUCCAGGAAGAAUUGGACCAGGGCCGGGCCAGGUCCACAAAUCACAAACCAAUGGUAUGUGGGGUGCCACCUAUUCGCCUUAUGUCCGGCCUGCAGCAUAUGAAGUUGCGCGUCCACUGCCUCUUCGGAGGGUCACGCAUGAUAUUCUCAAGUGGUACUUGUGUGGGGGACGAUUUGGGAGGCUCCUGCUUCUUUGGACUCAGUGAUCUCAAAGAGCUGCCUAGUGUUUCCUCACUUGAACUGAUGGUGAGCUUUGUGCUUGCAACUGGGCGCCUUCCACCUGUUGACCGAGGACAUCAGCUGCCCGUUUUCGCAGCGGCGUUCAUUUGA
Durusdinium trenchii is the source of this 354-nucleotide messenger RNA. NCBI's taxonomy places the organism in Eukaryota, Dinophyceae, Suessiales, Symbiodiniaceae. The record is from the annotation of a GenBank genome assembly.